Messenger RNA from Poecile atricapillus (Black-capped chickadee), 1936 nucleotides. RefSeq names its product phosphatidylinositol glycan anchor biosynthesis class V (gene PIGV). The coding region runs from base 340 to 1875 and encodes 511 amino acids. Lineage: Eukaryota; Metazoa; Chordata; Aves; Passeriformes; Paridae. Gene Ontology annotation, molecular function: GPI mannosyltransferase activity; alpha-1,6-mannosyltransferase activity. The record is from RefSeq and is a predicted model, not a curated record. Gene Ontology annotation, biological process: GPI anchor biosynthetic process. The transcript is spliced from 5 exons. Gene Ontology annotation, cellular component: mannosyltransferase complex; endoplasmic reticulum membrane.
UCUGCUCCUCCGCCCGUCCGCAAGGGGGCGCUGCGGCCCCGGCAGCGGCACCGGCACCGGGAGCGGAGCCGGGAUCGGGAUCGGGAUCGGAGCCGGGAUCGGAGCCGGGGUGUUCCCGCAGCCCUCCGCCCGGCCCCGGGACCGGCAGGAGCCGCACGGAUUUCUUUCCCACAGGAGUUUUGGGGCAGAGCCAUUCCCGACGCUGCGUUCUGGAUCCAAACGGGGCUUGUGGGCUGCAGCUCUUUUGAAGGCUCUGCUCUGUCACAAGCCCAGGUUUCCCAAACUGGAAGGAGAAUUCCCCUGGCAUCGGAGACUCCUGUGGAAGUUCCUGGGUGUGGGAUGGAGCUGUGGAGCAGGGCAGACCCCCAGCUCCGAGAGGUCGUGUGGUUCGCCCUGCGCUGCCGGGCCCUGGCACUGCUGCUGCAGGCCGUGUUUAACCUGCUGAUCCCGGAUCACGCCGCCGACGCCUUCUCCCCGCCGAGGCCGGUCACGCAGGGCCCGUGGGACGCGCUGGUGGAGCGGCUGCUGGGCGGGCUGGGCCGCUGGGACGCCGAGCACUUCGUGUUCAUCGCCGAGCGCGGUUACCUGCUGGAGCACAACUGCGCCUUCCUGCCGCUGUUCCCGCUCUGCCUGCGGGCGCUGGCCGGGCUGCUGCCCUGGGCCUCGCACCUGCAGCCCCGCAGCCGCCUGCUGCUGUCGGCCGCGCUGCUCAACGCGCUGCUGGCCCCGCUGGCGGCCGCUGCCCUGCUGGGGCUGGGCCGGGCCGUGCUGCGCCAGCCCCGCCAGGCCUUCCUGGCCGCCCUGCUCUUCUCCGUCAGCCCCGCCGGCGUGUUCAUGGCAGCCGCCUACUCGGAGAGCGCCUUCGCCUUCCUGGCCUUCAGCGCCAUGUGGCAGCUGGAGCAGGGGCACAGCUGGCUCAGCACGCUGCUCUUCUCCUUGGCUUCUGGGGCCCGAGCCAACGGGCUGAUCAACGCCGGCUUCGUCCUCUACGCCCGCGGCAAGCGCUUCGCCCUGCAGCUGCAGCUGGGAUCGGCGUCCCCAAGGAGGCUCCCCUGGCUGGGGAAGCAGCUCCUCAGCCUGGCAUCUUCAGCAGCUCUGGCGUGUGCCGGCAUUUUCCUGCCUUUUGCCUUGUUUCAGUACUAUGCCUACCUGAGGUUCUGCAGCCCUGGCACAGACCUGGGUCAGGCCGUUCCCGAGCCGCUGCUGCAGCUGGCACGGGACAAGGGCUAUCGUGUGGCAGGCGUGGCUGGGGAAAAGCCCCCCUGGUGCUCCCAGCGCUUCCCUCUGGUCUAUUCCUAUAUCCAAGAUACCUACUGGAACGUGGGCUUUCUAAGGUACUUUGAGCUCAGGCAGAUCCCGAAUUUCCUGCUUGCUCUGCCCGUCACCCUUCUGGGCUCAUGGGCUGCCUGGACCUACAUCAGCACAAACCCCCGGCACUGCCUGACUCUUGGUCUAGAGAGGAGUAAGAGUGAAGAGAGGGGAAAGGCAAGAGAUGGAUUUUGUGGCCCUGCUGUCUUCGUGUACGUGGUGCACAGCACGGCCCUGCUGCUGUUCGGAUUCUCCUGCAUGCACGUGCAGGUGCUGACCCGGUUCCUCGGUUCCUCCUCUCCCAUCCUGUACUGGUUCACAGCUUACCUGCUUCAGGAGCAUGAACCUUUACUCUGGAGCACAGGGACUGAUAAUCCAACCUCUGGGAAGCCUCUUCAGGGUAAACCUCACAGUUCCCGUGGGAAAGGGACCUCGGACAACCCCAUUGUGAGGCUGCUGCUGAACUGGCGAUCGAUUACCCCCCUCAGCAAGAGCAUCCUGGGCUUCUUCCUGGGCUACUGGCUGCUGGGGCUGAUCCUGCACUGCAACUUCCUCCCCUGGACAUAGCAGGCUGUGUUGGCACAGACCUGCAGUGGGCCAGGAGCUCUGCUCAGAGCUGAAACUCACC